CGCGCACGCAUCACCGGAAGCUCUAGAGUUCACGGAGCGUCAAAUGAACGUCGAAACGGAUUUUCUGUGGGAUAAACAAACUGGCGUCGCUGCAAAAGCGAUGCCUCACUCUCGGCGAUACCCAUCAUCAGAGCGAAGCCGCAGUCGGAGUCAUCGUGUUCGGUACCAAAGCCGCAGACACCGGCGGAGACGACGCAGUCGCAGUCGCUCGACAUCAUCCAGCAGACAGCGAGACAGAAACAGGAAUCACCGAGAGAGGAGAGGAGCGGGACGCAGGAGGGACGGCAGUUACCGGCAUGACAGGAGCUAUGAGAGACACUCUGUUGACCACAGACUGUCCAGCAGACGUCACUGUCGUGAUGAGCGGGAGGAGCUUAUGGAUCAUGAAGGAGACUCCACCAUCACAGACAGAUUCUUCAGACACACAGACUUCACCUGCCGUUCCCAUGAGUACCGUUCAGAGCGGGACGCUGGAGAGGAGCGGAGAAGCAGCCGACACAAACGCAGAUGCCACAGAACAAGAACGAGAUCGAGAACGCGCUCUUACAGUCGGAGUCGGUCCUUCUCAUCUCGGAGUCACAGUCGUGUGCGAGCGUGGGCUGUUAAAGACGACGAGGAGGGUCAUUUGAUCUAUCGGUCAGGUGACCUGCUGCAGGACAGAUAUGAGAUUGUAGGAAUGCUCGGAGAAGGAACCUUCGGGAAAGUUUUGGAGUGCAUUGACCAUCACAGGAGUGGCUCUCGCAUCGCUCUGAAGAUCAUUAGGAAUGUGCAGAAAUACAGAGAAUCAGCUCGACUGGAGAUCAACGUUCUGGAGAAAAUCAACCAGAAAGAUCCAGAAAAUAACAAUUUGUGUGUGCAGAUGUUUGAUUGGUUCGACUAUCAUGGUCACAUGUGUCUCAGUUUUGAGCUGUUGGCUCUCAGUACGUUUGACUUCAUGAAGGAGAAUAAUUACUUACCGUACACCAUCUGUCAGAUCAGACACAUGGCCUACCAGAUCUGCAUCGCUGUCAAGUUUCUCCAUGACAACAAGCUGACACACACGGACCUCAAACCCGAGAACAUCCUGUUCUUGAACUCUGAGUUUACGGUCACGUAUAACCCACAGAAGAAGAGAGAAGAGCGUUCAGUGAAGAACACAGCUGUCAGGGUGGUGGAUUUUGGCAGUGCCACGUUUGAUCACGAGCAUCACAGCGGCAUCGUUUCCACACGGCACUACAGAGCGCCGGAGGUGAUUCUGGGGAUGGGCUGGAGUCACCCGUGUGACGUGUGGAGUAUCGGCUGUAUUCUCUUAGAAUAUUACCAUGGAGAGACACUCUACCAGACUCAUGAUAACAGGGAGCAUCUGGCCAUGAUGGAGCGAGUGCAUGGACCAAUUCCUUCCAGAAUGAUCCGGAAAACAAGAAAACAGAAGUAUUUUUACAGAGGUCGUUUGGACUGGGACGAGAACACUUCAGCGGCACGAUACGUGAGAGAGAACUGUCGACCACUCCGACGGUAUGUGUUGAGUGAGUCAGAGGAGCAUCAUCAGUUCUUUGAUUUGUUGGAGGAUCUGUUGGAAUAUGAACCGGAUCGGCGCGUGUCUCUCUCCACCGCACUGCGUCAUCCAUUCUUCAGUCCGAUCCGAGACGCUGAACACCACCACCACCAGCAGCAGCCGUGACAUCAGCCGGUGACCUCUGACCUCUAUCUCAGAGCAGAGCACACUGAAUGGACUUUCCUUGUUCCACCCCGGCCGUUCUGUUUGGACACGCUGGAUUCCGUGGAACUGCUUGGAAUUGGACUUCAGAAGAAUUGUGAUUGACACUUUGGUCAUCCAAUCAGAGUUCAGCUGCCGAUGAUAAUGAUGUAAUGAUGGAGAGACACACUGGAUGAGCUCUGUGCCAGGAGAAUCAGACGGACAGCCUGGCAAGCUCUCCGAUUGGUCUAUCAUCCUUUGACGGACAGCUAUAAGGCGGGACUUAUCUUAAAGUUGAUGUGGGAUUGUCACGGAUGCGUUCAACACACACACACGGUUACAUUCACUAGAUUGUAUCUGCCUUGGAUUUCAAAUGUUGCACAUAUCAUUGUUCACACCCUCAGUAUUUAUUUUAAGAGUUUUGUGUUGUUUUGUAUGAGAUGAAUAUAGUUGUAUAUAAAGUAAAUGUUCUCUAUAAUAAAACAUGUUUCAUAUGAAGUGUUUUUUACCUAUUUUGUGGGGUUAUUAUUUAUUAGUUUGAGCUGCUUCACACACACGACCACAGUCUGUUCACGAGAGCUGAUGACAUCAUCUGCUCGCAUCUCAUUGGCUGGCAGGAAACUUCCUGGAGCCGGCGUGUCCCAGUCCAGUCUGAUCCGAAAGAGCGUUUGUUUGUCAGGUUAGUGACGUCAAAUCUCUCAAAGAUUUUCAGAGGUUUGUUUGAGACACUUUGUAGCAAAUAAACUAGAUAUUCACAAGCAGAGUUAAACCCUCUAUAUAUAUAUAUAUAUUUAUAUUUAUUACAGAAAGUCUGUACAGCUGAUGACUGACACUGCUGUCAAUUGUAUGCUGCUCUAUUAUAGAGUGCAACAGUCUUGGGAAAUCCAUACAAUGCAAGUGAAUGGUGACCAGAACUUUGAAGUUCCAAAAAGCACAUAAAUGCAGCAUAAAAGUAAUCCAUACUACUCCAGUGGUUUAAUCCAUGUCUUCAGAAGUGAUAUGAUAGGUGUGGGUGAGAAACAGAUCAAUAUUUAAGUCAUUUUUCACUAUUAACUAUGACAUCAGCAGCUUGAUCGAGCACAUUUCCUCUAGCGCCAUGUAGCGCUGUGCGCAUAUAUCAAGUGUAAUCGAGCUUGAAAUCGUUAUCGUAACUAGAGACUGCAAUGGACAUGUACAGAUGUACAAUGAAACAGGAGUUCUGUUUUGAUCUAUUUUCACCGAAAAUCGAAUGGAUGAGUUCUGAAGACAUGGAUUAAACCACUGGAGUCGUAUGGAUUACUUUUAUGCCGCAUUUAUGUGCUUUUUGGAGCUUCAAACUUCUGGUCACCAUUC
Molecule: messenger RNA, 3007 nt
Organism: Xyrauchen texanus (razorback sucker)
Lineage: Eukaryota; Metazoa; Chordata; Actinopteri; Cypriniformes; Catostomidae
Gene: clk2b
Product: CDC-like kinase 2b
Exons: 13
Coding region: 44-1660 (538 amino acids)
Biological process (GO): regulation of RNA splicing; protein phosphorylation
Cellular component (GO): nucleus
Molecular function (GO): ATP binding; protein tyrosine kinase activity
Source: RefSeq, a predicted model, not a curated record